UCCGUUACGGCUGCGGCCCGGAGAGCAGCCUGAAGCCGGGGUUUUGGAAGUCACUCAGUCUCCGCGGGACCCCAGAGAUCGGGGAGAUCGGGGUGGGGGCUCUACCCCGAAGGAUCACCAUGAUCCGGUUCAUCCUCAUCCAGAACCGAGCAGGCAAAACUCGCCUGGCCAAGUGGUAUAUGCAGUUUGAUGAUGAUGAGAAGCAGAAACUGAUUGAAGAGGUCCACGCCGUGGUCACAGUCCGGGAUGCCAAGCAUACCAACUUUGUGGAGUUCCGAAACUUCAAGAUCAUUUAUCGCCGUUAUGCUGGCCUCUACUUCUGCAUCUGUGUGGACGUCAAUGACAACAACUUGGCCUACCUAGAGGCCAUCCACAACUUCGUGGAGGUCUUAAAUGAAUAUUUCCACAACGUCUGUGAACUGGACCUGGUCUUCAACUUCUACAAGGUUUACACCGUGGUGGAUGAGAUGUUCCUGGCUGGGGAGAUCCGAGAGACGAGCCAGACGAAGGUGCUCAAACAGCUGUUGAUGCUGCAGUCCCUGGAGUGAGGGCCCAGGAGGUGCCCAGCCCGGGACACCCACCCCACCCCAUGCCCUGCCCCUCUGUCCUCUCCCCCUGACCCCCACAGAUGCUCUGAGUUUACCGUCUGGGACGGUGGGACCACACCCUGGCUGGGAUCAGGAGGAGGGGAGCCCCCUGUGUGUGGUGCCAUAGACCCUUGUAACCCUGCUGUCAUGGCAGUGAUGCUGUGAGCAUGUGAGCGAGCGAGAGUGCGAGUGUGAGUGUGUGUGUGUAUGUGAGUGUGUGUGUGUACGCACAUGUGUGUGUAUGUACCUGGAGUUCCCAAUAAAGUUGUGGACCUGGCCUGCCCACUGCCUUCUCCCUUG
This is a messenger RNA of Gracilinanus agilis (Agile Gracile Mouse Opossum), 887 nucleotides long. It is a transcript of the gene AP2S1, whose product is annotated as adaptor related protein complex 2 subunit sigma 1. The record is from RefSeq and is a predicted model, not a curated record. The coding region runs from base 120 to 548 and encodes 142 amino acids. Gene Ontology annotation, molecular function: clathrin-cargo adaptor activity. NCBI's taxonomy places the organism in Eukaryota, Metazoa, Chordata, Mammalia, Didelphimorphia, Didelphidae. The transcript is spliced from 5 exons. Gene Ontology annotation, biological process: intracellular protein transport; clathrin-dependent endocytosis. Gene Ontology annotation, cellular component: intracellular membrane-bounded organelle; membrane coat; AP-2 adaptor complex.